AGAAGCUUCUAAUGCCUAUGUUACUCUUUUCAAACCAUUUAUUUGACUUAGUUGGCUCUUGCUGGGUCCUAGUAAUUCACCCCCUCUUGACAAGUACCUGUCUCUCUCAUCUUCCAAACCAUAACUCCAGAUUCAUUCUAUCAGAAACCACAUCAGUUCAGUUCAGUCCUCCCACCGAGAAAUUCACAUCCGAUAUCAAGAUGCUCAACUCGUUCAUCUGUGGCACUUUUCAUCCUGAAGAAGGAGAAGAUGAUGAGCCCUAUUGGACCAACUUCCCUAGAUCCCCAGGGAAAUCCAGGAGGCACCGCUUGCUCAGGAGGAGCAGCAACAGCUAUGUUGGGAAGGAGAGCAAGAACCCGUAUGCGAACCGGGGGCUCGACAAGUUCUCGGCCCUCGUGGCCGACCUUGAGGAGAAGAGGAAGGAGAUAUACCUGCAGAGCGGGUCGCGGGACAUAGCCUUCGUCCGGUUCGUCACGUCGAGCUCGGACGAGUUCGUGCCGGUCGUCGUGAAGUCAAAGGAUCUUCAUCAUCAGAGCAAGGAGAAGAAGGCGGCAGAGUUGAGUGAUGCGAGGAAGAAGACUGCGAGUGCGACCCGUGAUCCGGAAACCAUGGUCGAGUCUCCGGAGGAGGUGAAAGCAGUGGAUGAACCCAAGGUGGAAUUGAAUGAGGAGGCAAAGAGGAAGAGCUUCUCAUGGAGGAGACCAUCUUGCUAUGUGCCUUUGGCUAUGAUCACGAUCUUGCUGUUGUUGGCUUUGUUUGGGAGGUCAUUUGCUAUUGUGUGCGCUUCCAUCGGGUGGUACAUGGUUCCCGCACUGAGAGGAAGGGGCUCGACUGUCGUGAAGAAGAAGAAGAAGAAGAUGGACACUUCUGGCAAGAGGGCGGGUGAGAGAAAGAACAUAGCAAGAAUUCGUGGAGCAUCUUCUCCCCCCAAGAGCAAUAACAGUGAAGAAAAUGGCAGGACGCAUCAAGAUGGGCAUUGUACAAGCUGGUGAAGAUGACCAAACUACCUUGAUUUACUCUUAAUUUGAUCUAACUUUUCAGUCCCUUUAUUGGGUCAUAGAGACAAUAUUUUGUUCAUUCUGCAGAGAAGAAAGGGGAUUUACUCUCUUAAUCACAUGCAAGGUUAGGGAUUACAUAAACGAUUUUUAUGUCUUGGCUGUUGGGAGGUCCUGCUCUUCUUUCUGGACAAGUCCUCAUAAAGUGCCUCUCAAAUGUAAAUUACGAUGCAUGAACCAAGUAGUUUGCUUUGUAAAAGCGAGAAGUAUGACAGCUUCUGCUCAUGCUAAGAUUUAAGAUUUACAUGCUUUUCGUUUGUUAUAUGGAAGGACUUCUCCAUGA
This is a messenger RNA of Syzygium oleosum, 1338 nucleotides long. RefSeq lists its product as uncharacterized. Lineage: Eukaryota; Viridiplantae; Streptophyta; Magnoliopsida; Myrtales; Myrtaceae. Bases 12 to 992 code for a protein of 326 amino acids. The transcript has a single exon. The record is from RefSeq and is a predicted model, not a curated record.